CAGGAAUUUGAGGGAGACGAAGACCAGAUUAAGGCAGCCAAGUUGAUAACAGAGAAGCCUGUUGUUGUAAUGUCCGGGCGUGGAGGUUGUGGCAAGACGUUUGUAGUCUCAAAAGUCUUGUUGAAAGCACUGGAGAGAAAAAAGGAAGAGAUUCGCAGAGAAUUCUGUGAUGAUGUAGAUGAUCAGCUCAUGCCCGGUAUUGCUGAUACUGUUCCCAAAGAAGCCAAGCCAUGCCAUUCUUUAAUUCCGGAUACUCAAGGUGACAAAGAUUCGAUGAAAAAAGAAGUUUUCCAAGAUUUCUUUGAUGAUUUAGAUGAUAGCCAUGCUGUAAUUCUUGAUGAUAUUCCUGAAGAAGCCAGGUCAUGCCGUUCCUCGGGGCUAAAUAUGCAAGCUGAUCAUGACAAAGAUUCAACCCACCAAAAGGAGGUAACCAGAAAGAUAAAGAAGAAGCAAAAGGAAGUUGAUGAAGCAGUGUUACUGACAGCUCCAACUGGCAAAGCUGCUUCAAUAUUAGGGAGCCGAAUUGGGCUUGAAGCAUACACACUACACUCAGUAAUAUACAGCUUCAUAAACUGGGAACAAAAGUCUCAGGAAGAAAAUGAUUGGAAGUUCCACAAUGUGCGACUGCUCGUGUGUGAUGAGUGCAGUCUGGUCUCAGUCAAAGUUUUUUCCAAACUCCUAAGCUGCCUGAAAGAGCGGUCAGAGCUGCAGCAAGUCAUCCUUUUGGGAGACAUAAAGCAGCUGCCCUCUAUUGAGCCAGGCAAUUUCCUUUGUGAUGUAUACCAAACACUUGCAAUGCAUGGUGUUGCUGUCACGCUGAAAACAAAUCAUCGCUCGGACUCUGACCUUAUCGUUCAAAAUGCUGUCAAAAUUUCACAGCCUCCCAGACAGAUGCCACAUUUUGAUGAUUUGAGAAGGUUUCAUUCAAUAGAUUGUUCCUCAUAUGGAGGUUACAAACAGAGAGAGACAGACAUUGUCAAACAGGUUAUAAACGAUGUCUUGAAACGAGAGGAAUUGCAAGACCCCAAGUCCUCACAAUUUGUGGCAUUCCGCAAUGUAGAUUGCAAUCUCAUCAACGAGCAAUGUGCUCGCCAUUACAACAACCACUCCCUUUUGAGCAGGAAACCUGAUUAUCAAAUUGGGGACAAAAUCUGUAUCAGGCGUAAUGUGGAAUGCAAUGACGUAUAUGGAAAGAAGCCUGUCAGGUUAUGCAAUGGAGAAAUAUUCUUCAUCCAUGAUAUCACUGAGGAGCAAGACAGUCGGGGAAAAAAGAAAGUUUACUUCAGCUUGGUCAGUGGUCAAACGAUGCCAAAAACGAGACUAAAAAUCAGGUUUGGAGAACUAAAGGCUGCCAAACUGUGUCAUGCUUGGGCACGAACCAUACAUACAUUCCAGGUAAAAAUGAUUACACAGUAUGUUAUUUCGUACACUUGACUGAAGUUCUACAUCAUAGCAACUAUUUUGAUCUAACAAAAUAAUCAACUAAAGAAAGGAGCUCGGAAAAGAAAGUUCACAAAAAUAUAAUGACAACAUUGAUGACAGUCUAGUUUCUUUUUACUUCUCCAAGUGUAUGUCUUCCGAGCAACCCUUUUUGUUUCUGAACAUACCCACGACGGAAAAAUAUAAUUUUUAGAGAGUAUGGUAUCCUCAGUGUAUUAUUAAGGAAAACUUCAGAGUGGUGCGCCCAUGUAUUCUACCAAUAGUUUUCCGUUUGGAUGAUUACUUAUGACAACUUCCCGAUUUAGAUUUGAAACCUCUUAUUUAACUUGCCCAGUCUGAAAUUCACAAAGUUUUGCAAGAUCUUACAUACAGCAUUUUAUUUUUUCUAUCAGGGCUCUGAGAUAGAGACAUUGGUAUACGUGGUAGGGCGUCCACAUUACCAAAACUGGCAGCAUGUGUAUACAGCCAUCACGCGUGGUAUACGACGCGUAAUAAUCAUUCACAAUCCAAGCUACCUGCAGAAAGCUAUCCAUACUUGUCCUGAACCGCGGCAGACAAAACUGAAGGAAGACAUAACUCGACAACUGCACUACUGCGAUCCGCCUUGGUCUGAAAGUGAUAGCUCAGAAGCCAGCGAACAAACUGGUCCUCAAAGAUUACAAUCUCAUCUGAUGCAUGACCCGGUU
Messenger RNA from Porites lobata, 2126 nucleotides. The record is from the annotation of a GenBank genome assembly. NCBI's taxonomy places the organism in Eukaryota, Metazoa, Cnidaria, Anthozoa, Scleractinia, Poritidae.